Molecule: messenger RNA, 3383 nt
Organism: Ictalurus furcatus (blue catfish)
Lineage: Eukaryota; Metazoa; Chordata; Actinopteri; Siluriformes; Ictaluridae
Exons: 7
Coding region: 273-2021 (582 amino acids)
Cellular component (GO): synapse
Source: RefSeq, a predicted model, not a curated record
ACACACACAGAUAGAGAGAGAAAAACAGAAAGCUAGAGAGAUAGAGAGAGACAGCAGGAGAGAGUAUGCAUCGUUCUGUGCAGUGAAGAUUCUGUCUGUGUUUCAUUUCCUCGUUUAAUCCUCCAGACUUCAGAUGAAAACAUGCAAAGCAGAAGGGUGGUCACAGAGAUCCCACAGCGAUUCUGUAGCACACUCCACAGAGAGCAAGAGAGAUAAACACCAGGAGCUGCUGUACACAUCUACAUGAGAGCUGAUGUUCACACACACACACCAUGAAGAAGAUCUACAUCGGCAAAACCGGCCUGAAAAGCUCACGGGCCGGCUGUAAGCACCAGAAGAAAAGCUCUCUACAGGAGCAGAAGGAGGAUCUGAGGAAGCGUUUGUCCUUCACCACUCAGAAGCUGGAGCUGUUAGAGAGUGAGUUUGACUCCACGAGGCAGUACCUCGAGACCGAACUGCGCAGAGCUCAAGAGGAACUCGACAAGUUCACUGAUAAACUGAGGAGAAUACAGAGCAGUUAUUCAGCGUUACAGAGGAUUAAUCAGGACCUGGAGGACAAAAUUCACAGAACUUCUCAACAUCAUGACGAUGAGAAGCGAGCGCUCAGUCAUGAGAUUAUUGUCCUUAACACACACCUGAUGGAGGCAAAGAUCACCAUCGAGAAGCUUAAAGAGGACAAUGAUAUAUACAGGAAGGACUGCAACCUGGCAGCUCAGCUCCUGCAGUGUAAUCAGUCUCAGUACAGAGCUCAGCUCUCUGAGUUGCCAGCAGAUUUUCUGGAGCGUCUGAGCCUGCACAUCGAGGAUUCCUCACCGAUCUGUCGCUCGCCAUAUUCCGACCCCAUUCCCUCCUCUGUCAUGGCUAAUGUUUUGGAGAAACCAGAGGAAGCGUCACGUUCUCCAAGUCCAACACGUCACGAGCUCCAUGAGCCUCACGAGCACCCAGGCUUCCUGAUUGGCACACCUGUGAGCGGAGACGAGCGUCUGGGUCUAGGUUUGAGGGGCGUGGCUAAGUGUGAUGUUUACAGCAGUGACACGGCGCUGUACUGCCCAGACGAGCGGCGGCGCGAGCGCAGGCCCAGUGUUGACCUGCACCGCUUCCCUCAUUUUAACACCUCUGUGGGUGGAGCCUCCAGCUCCUACUCCAGUUUUAGUGGGGGCGGGUCUGAAGAAAAAGGGGCCGAGCCUCCUUAUAGCACCACCUCCUCGCCUCAACACCAUGGGAUCUACAUGGAGUGGAGAGACGGUGUUGAGUAUGAGCACAAAAGUGACGAUUCCUGGGAAAGAGAAAGUCCGAGUGCCUUCAGUGCGUCUCACGCUUACCAAAAUGGCGGCUCUCCUCUCUACAGUGGUGCAAUGUCAUGCUACAGUGAGCCAUACGAGCCCCUCCCACCAUCCACCUCACCCAGCGUCAACUACGGUGACAGUCGGCGUGGCAGUGCUCUGGUGCCAGAAGAGGAGGAGGAGCCAGAGGAGGAGCAGGAGGUGCUGAUUGGCCGAUGGAGGCGGUUGAGUGUAGAGGACGUCAGCGCUCAUUCGUUCUGCAGCGCCGGACGCGCUUCACCAUACAGCUUCUCCGAGCAGCACUUCUCCGUCCGACCCGCCAAGAUCCGGCUUGGCCCGCUCUACAGCAGCUUCCAGGAGGGAAGUGACGCCUAUCGGCACCACGGCACCACCCUGCUGGAUCCAUUCUCCAGUGCUGAUCUCCGGAAUACACACUUGUACAGCACAGAGGACGAGAACCAGGAGGUGGAGCAGCAGGUGGCUGGACUUGAGCAACAAUAUGAGGACGAGGAGGUGGACGUGAGUCCCACCAGCUCCAAUGAGUCACUGGAAAUCGGAUCCAUGGAAAUUGGUGCUGAGCUGCAGUCGUUUCAGCCGGACCGGAUUAGCGCCUCUCCUCAGGAAACGAGUUCUCCUCAGAAUCAGGCAGCAUCACAGUACCAAACGUUCACCACUCUGGGCCUGACGAGGAAGGACAGCCUAACGAAAGCGCAGCUCUAUGGCACUCUGCUCAACUGAGGACCCUGUGAGGUUCCUCAAAUACACUGGAAACCUUAUUUAACACAGAACAAAAUGUUUACUUAACGAGAAGGACCUCAGCAGAGAUCUGCUCCACUUUAUUCUGAUCAUCUGAGGACCUGAUCUCACUUUAUUCAGUUCGGGCCACACGUCUGAGUGCGCUACUGAGAACCGUUAUAACGUGUGAUGCGUAUUAUUGUUUCUACUGAUUUCAGCCAAUCAGAACGCACAAUUUUGGAAUUAUGUUAUUAAAACUAGGGCUACAUUAAUAAAAAAAAUGUAUCAGUCUUUUAGUAAAGUUGUGCGUAAAUGUUUUCGUGGCCAAAUCCAACUAAAUAUUCCCACCAGAUUUACAAAAGUUUCGCUGACUGUGUUCAUACGCAUGCGUGUAUGUUGAUGAACACUAAGCAGCUGUAAAUUACGAUUUUGAAGUUACGAAGCACAUUUACAACACAGCUAAUUUACCACGCCCACACAAUGACAAAAUGACAAAAUGGUGGCUAAACAGUGAAUGUUCCAUUAAUGCAGCUCAGCCACUGCAGCGCGUCAGCUAACACUAAUACUCUGUCUUUUAUAGUCAUUACUUUUGUCCUAAACGAAUGGCUCGUCUUAGUCGUGUUAAUUUAUCAAUUUGUUUUGGAAUCGCUUUCUUUAAGGUCACUAAUAUGAAGUGAGUUUCAGGAAAUGUUUAUUAAACCGGUGUGUAACUGUUUAAACUCGACAGUGGAGUGUAGAUAUAAACACCAUGUUUCUUGUGUAAAGGCUUUUAUCAACCGUUUAAGAUUAAAGUUGUUCGUAUACAAUGUGAUAAACGAGGCCCAAUAUGGGUAUAAGAAGUUAAGUAGCGUAAUGCUGAAACAGUUUACUGUGUAACUCCACCCCCUAGCCCCGCCCAUGAAAACCAGGCAGACCCAAACGCAUUGCUGUAACUGUCAGGUGAGGGACCGCGCUCCAUCACCGUGAUUCACCAGUGAUCAGAUUUCCAAAACUGGCAAGUUUGGCGUUGGGGGUGAAGAGCCCUUAAGCGCGUGUCUAUAACACAUCCAAAACCAACCAACGACUUGUUUGCAUGCCGAUACACCAACCUUCAUGACAUCACUUCUGUGCUUGGUGUAAAAAGUCAGUGAGUGAAUCAGAUCGUUGCCGAGCGUUUCAGAUUGAGGUCCGUGUGAUAUUAUCCGAUCAGAAGGCCUCUCGGUGGUGCACUCAGACUAUUUUCUGACCCGACUGUGUGUUCUCUCUGUGUUUCUACUCAGUGUUGUUUUCUACAGUGGAGACGAAGUCAUGAUGAUGUUCUAUGGUUGAUAUGAAGCUUGGACAUUUCCACAGCAGAAUUAAUGCUUGUGAACGCUACUUAUUUCA